UAAUGUUAGCCUCAAAAAACGGACACGAAUCUAUUGUAAAUUUACUACUUACAAAAAAAACUAAUGUCAACUACGUUCAAAGUGAUGGACGGAAUGCCAUAAUGAUAGCAUGCCAUGAAGGACACAAAGCAAUAGUAGAACGUUUGCUGGAUUACGGCCAUUUGGUUAAUGCUAUUGAUAAACAACAAUGUAACGCCUUAAUGAUAGCUUCUAUAAGAGGGCUCGAUAAAAUUGUAUCACUACUUAUAGAUCAAAUUGAGAACAUAAACGCAGUUGACAAAGAUGGUUGGACAGCUUUGAUGUUUGCUUGUCACGCGGGGCAUGAGAAAGUUGUUAAUGUAUUGCUGGUUAACAAUGCCAGUGUAGAUGUUAAAGAUAAAGAUGGAUGGAAUGCUAUAAUGAUUGCCGCUGAGCGAGGGCACGAAAAUAUCUUAGACAAAUUAAUAACACAAAGAAAAGAACUUGUCUCUGAGAAAAACAAGGAUGGGUAUACUGCAUUAAUGUUAGCUUCACAGAAUGGGCAUGAAAAGUGUGUAGAGCUUGUAUUACCACAUUCGAAAGUUAAUGAUUGCGAAAAUGGCAAGUGGAACGCAUUUAUGCUUGCCUCUCAAAAAGGAAAUAUAAUGCCUGUAAAACAUUUGCUACAAGUAAAAGAAAUAGAUUUAAAGGCAGUUGAAAAAACUGGGUAUAACGCAUUAAUGAUAGCCUCUCAGAAUGGACAUGAAAAAAUUGUACAGGAACUCAUAAGCAUUGGCUGCAGUGUUAAUGAAAUAAAUGCAAGAAAUAAGUGUACUGCUUUGAUGCUAGCAUCGAAAAAUGGACAUCGAGGUGUUUUUGAUUUACUCAUUCAAUAUGGAGCUGACAAAAAUGCAAGAGUAAAAUGUGGUCUUAAAGCAUUACAUUUUGCGAUGUUUCAAAAAUAUAAAAAGCUAGAUAACCACACAAAAAUAGUUGAAAUAUUGGGUGAAACAGAAAAAAGCAUUAAUAUUUCUACCGAUGCAAUGGAAAAAUUAAAAAGUUUAUGUUUUGCUUUCAAAGUGCAAAAACUAUUAAAAUACAACCAUAAAUACAAUGAUGAAUUAUAUACAAAUUACGAUGACUGUGGCGGUUUAGGUGUUUUGAAAAACGAGUCUUUUAAAUCUAGUAAUGUACAUGUAGUGUACUUGAUACAUUGUCAUGUUUGUAAGAUGAAAUAUGUUGGUAGCACGGAACGGAAUCUGUUUGAUCGAAUUAAAGAACACAAAGACGCAAUAAAAAAUCGUACCAUACAAGGCAGUUUAUUACACGAUCACUUCAUGUCGUAUCACAGUAUAGAAGAUUUAAGAUUUUGUGUUCUGCAUCAAUGCAAAGAUUCUGAAAACAAAUUUGAUAUAGAGCAAAAGUAUAUCCGUGGAUUAGAUACGAAACAUCCAAAUGGCCUAAACAAGAAUAACGCUAGAUGCUAAACAAAGUCUAAAACUAUUGGUACCGACGAAAAC
Messenger RNA from Physella acuta, 1478 nucleotides. Its product is annotated as ankyrin repeat domain-containing protein 50. NCBI's taxonomy places the organism in Eukaryota, Metazoa, Mollusca, Gastropoda, Physidae. The record is from RefSeq and is a predicted model, not a curated record. Gene Ontology annotation, molecular function: protein binding.